Messenger RNA from Nymphaea colorata (pocket water lily), 2324 nucleotides. Its product is annotated as pentatricopeptide repeat-containing protein At3g04760, chloroplastic-like. The coding region runs from base 197 to 1933 and encodes 578 amino acids. Lineage: Eukaryota; Viridiplantae; Streptophyta; Magnoliopsida; Nymphaeales; Nymphaeaceae. Gene Ontology annotation, molecular function: protein binding. The record is from RefSeq and is a predicted model, not a curated record. The transcript has a single exon.
GAUUCCCUCCUUAUCUGAAAAGAGCCGAUGAGGUGUCUCUUGACUCUCCACUAGGAUUCUUGUUUAGAUAAGGACUCUCUCUCUCUCUCUCUCUCUCUCUCUGUUUUCUUGCUUGUUCUUGUCUACUCUUCUUCUUGUUGUUGAUUGGUCAUGGUUAAGUGGACUAUACUCUGAUGAAGAAAAGGUCGUUCAGACCAUGGCGGUUCUUUUCGGUGAGUGCCUUCUUCACUGCCCAUCAUUCCACAUGAAACCCGCCAGAAAUUUUGAUCUGUUCUUCAAGUUCCCGGUGGUUGCCUGUAAGAAUCUACAGCGGGUCUCGAAUGACAUCACGGCGAACGAGAAAAUCUGCCGGCCGAAUAUCAACACCUCGUCAGUGGAUUUCAACGAGGCCCACUACAUAAAAUUGCUGACGAGAUCAUGUAAAUUUAGAAAAUAUGGUGAGUGUCUGUAUUUUCUAGAGUACAUGAUCAACAAAGGUCACAAACCAGAUGUGAUUCUGUGCACGAAACUCAUUAAGGGGUUCUUCAUUGAAAGAAAUAGUGACAAGGCAAUGAGGGUCUUGGAUCUCUUGGAGUUGCACGGUGCCCCUGAUGUUUUCGCAUAUAAUGCUGUCGUUGGGGGGCUAUGCAAGAUGAACAGAGUCCAGUCUGCCAUGGCCAUUUUGGAUCGGAUGAGACGAAGGAACUGCGAUCCUGAUACAGUUACCUAUAACAUUCUGAUUGGUAGUCUGUGCGGUAGAGGCAAAUUGGGGCUGGCUUUUCAGAUGUUGGAUAGAUUGUUGCAGGACAAUUGUAAGCCCACUGUUGUUACGUACACUAUUCUGAUCGAGACGGCAUGCAAUGAAGGUGGCAUUGAUGAGGCAGUGAAGCUUCUGGAUGAUAUGCUGCUGAAGGGUCUUAGGCCAGACACGUAUACUUAUAAUGUCAUGCUUCGAGGGAUGUGUAGGGAAGGGAGGUUGGAUGAAGCACGUGAAUUUAUCAAGAAUUUAUAUGCUGAUGAUUGUCAACCUGAUAUCAUUUCGUACAACAUUCUGCUGAGAGCCUUUUUGAGUAAACAGAGAUGGGGAGAUGCAGAAAUCCUACUCGGUGAGAUGGUUAAUAGAGGCUGCAGCCCCAAUGUAGUCACCUACAGUAUUUUGAUUGGUGUCCUCUGUAAUGAGGGAAAGCUCGAUCAGGCAACUGCAGUCUUGAAGGAAAUGAUUGAUAGUGGACUAAAACCUGAUACAUUUUGUUAUGAUCCUUUAAUAUCUGCCUUCUGCAAAGAUGGGAGGUUGGAUGUGGCAAUUGCAAUAAUGGAUUAUAUGAUAUCUAAUGGCUGUCUACCUGACAUCAUAAACUAUAACACGAUUCUUGCUGGUUUGUCGAAGAGUGGUAAUGCAGAGCAAGCAUUGGAGAUACUUGAAAACCUGGGGAAUUUGGGUUGUCCUCCAAAUGUUAGUUCUUAUAAUACAGUGAUCCAUGGGCUAUGGAAUGGUGGGAAGAAGUUGAAGGCAUUGAAACUAUUGUCUAGCAUGAUAUCUAGAGGGAUUGAUCCAGAUGACAUUACAUAUAACACCCUAAUUUCCUGUUUGUGCAGGUAUGCGAUGGUCGAUGAGGCCGUUAGCUUGUUAAGGGACAUGGAACGUUGUGGGUUUCGAGCUACAGUUAUUACAUUUAAUACUUUGAUCCUUGGUUUAUGUAAGAUACACUCAAUGGACAGGGCGAUUGAUAUGCUAGCUGAAAUGGUGAAUAAAGGGUGCCGGCCCAACGAGACUACUUAUGUCUUAUUGAUAGAAGGUAUGGCGUAUGAUGGGAUGAGGUCUCAGGCUGCAGGAAUGGCUAAGGAACUUGUUGCCAUGGAUGCUGUCUCCGCAGAUUCUCUCAAACGCUUCUAUAAGACCUUCCCCAAUAUUGAUUUAGUUGGUAAUCAACUUUAUCUGGAAGAAAAGUGCUGAUUUAAAAACAUAAUGAUUUUCAUCUUGAAGGCUAGUUGACAUGGCCGUUGUGAAGCUGUAAAGAAACUGUUCAAAUUGUACACGAGAGGAUUUAAAUUACAGGUGCUGGUGAAAGAUCAGUAGAUACAGUUCAUGGUUUAUGCAAAGUGUACACUCGUGGUCAUACAUUCUUGGGACAUAACCUGAAGCUCUAUUCGAGUUUGCAAGAUGUCAGGAGUAAAUCUUACUAUUGUAACUCAGAAUUCCAUGCAUGUGUCUGUGCAUAUGUGCAAAGUAAAUGUUGUGAACCGUUUCACUCACUAAGAGGUCAACCUGUAAAACUUAGAAGAUGAAUGGCUGGAGAACUGAACCCAAAACCUAUCUGUGUUCACAAAAUCAAGAAAGAUUUUUU